This is a messenger RNA of Lactuca saligna, 366 nucleotides long. NCBI's taxonomy places the organism in Eukaryota, Viridiplantae, Streptophyta, Magnoliopsida, Asterales, Asteraceae. The record is from the annotation of a GenBank genome assembly.
AUGGCUGGAAACGAAAUUGUUGAAACAAUUGUGAAAGAAGUAGAUUUUGUUGUGACAAACAAAAUUGUUGAAGAAAGGGUUGAAGAAUCUGAAGAGGUGGAACAGGUUCUUGACCACGAAAAUGUGGUUGUGGUUAAGAAGGAUGAUACCUAUCUUAUAAAAAACUCUCUUUCUAAGAGCCUAGAAGAAGGAGUAACCCAUCAAGUUCCAAGUUCCAAGCAGUUACGAGGGCGGGAGUUCAUAAUGCUUGGAUUCCUAUUCUUGUGGUGUACCUUCAGUUGGGAAGCCAUGUUAUUGGAACAGGUUGUUCAUCAACCCACAAGUCCUAAUCUUGUUCUUGGGAAAGUACAAAAAUGGAAAAAGUAA